UGCUGUCUGUACAGUCUACCCCAAUCGCUUCUGGAGGAGGAGAAGCAAAAGGUAACGGAAGCCGCAAUCAUGAAACAGAUUUAAAUGAAAACAAAAUAGCGGUUGCAGAAAUUAAUAUCUGUAACCGAGCUACAUGACAGAAAGGGUAGUACUGAGAAUAAGUACGAGAGGCACGAAAAACAGCCAUGCAGUUCAAAUACAGAAGACAUUGAUGAAAUAAUACGUUUCCGCGAAGGAAGGGUUCCUUGCGGUCUCUCAAGGUUGGGUCGGCGAGGGAGUGUUCCUUCUCGCCGCAGAUCGGCCAAGAUGUCAGCGGAGGAGCUGGGCUUCGAGGAGGCCGGGCCCGAGUGGCUGCGCACGGAGAUCGAGCGCCUUUCGCGGGAGCUGAGCGACACGACGCGGGAGAAGAUCCAGGCGGCGCAAUACGGACUGGCGGUGCUGGAGGAGAAGCAGCAGCUCAAGCAGCAGUACGAUGAGUUGGAGGUGGAGUACGACAGCGUGCGCCAGGAGCUCGACCAGCUCAGAGAGGCCUUCGGACAAGCCCAUUCCAACCACAAGAAGGUGGCAGCUGAUGGGGAGAUCCGCGAGGAGUCCCUGCUCUUGGAGUCGGCUUCCAAAGAGGCGUACUACGAACAGAGGGUCCUAGAGUUGCAGACAGAGCUGCGGCAGCUGCGCAAUGUGCUUACCAACACCCAGUCGGAGAAUGAGCGCCUCGCCACCAUCGCCCAGGAGAUGCGGGAGAACCAUGAGGUGGUCGAGCUUCAGCGUAGCCGCCUGCGUGAUGACAUCAAGGAGUACAAAUUUCGGGAAGCACGCCUGCUGCAGGACUACACCGAGCUGGAGGAGGAGAACAUCUCGCUGCAGAAGCAGGUGUCCAUGCUCAAGCAGAGUCAGGUGGAGUUUGAGGGCCUGAAGCAUGAGAUCCGCAGGUUGGAGGAAGAUACAGAGUUCCUGAACAGCCAGCUAGAGGAAGCCAUCCGCCUGAAGGAGAUCGCAGAGAGGCAGCUGGGUGAGGCUCUGGAGACCAUCAAAACCGAGCGUGAACAGAAGAACAACCUGCGCAAAGAGCUGUCGCACUACAUGAGCAUCGGAGACUCCAUGUACCACAGCCCCCUGAGCAUCUCCCUGGAUGGCCUCAAGUUCAGCGACGACACCAUCGAACCCAACAACGACGACAUUCUCAAUGGCUUUGACGGCAGCUUCUGUAAGCUGGCCGGCAGCGGCAGCGAUGACAACAAAAUUUCCACCCCGAAAAAGGGUGACUUCUUCCACCCUGCCCCGAGCCUGGUUAAUGACCUCCUGAGCGAACUUAACAUCUCAGAAAUCCAGAAGCUCAAGCAGCAGCUCAUGCAGGUGGAAAGGGAGAAGGUGAACCUGCUGUCGACUCUUCAGGACUCCCAGAAGCAGCUGGAGAAUGCUCGCGGGGCACUGUCUGAGCAGCAUGAGAAGGUCAGCCGUCUCACGGAAAACCUCAAUGCCAUGAAGAAGCUGCAAGCCAGCAAAGAGCGCCAGUCGGCCCUAGACAACGAGAAGGAGCGAGACAGCCAUGAGGAUGGGGACUACUACGAGGUGGACAUCAAUGGGCCUGAGAUCUUGGAGUGCAAGUACAAGGUGGCCAUGUCUGAGAUUGGGGACCUGAAGGAGGAGCUUAAGACGCUGAAGGCCAAAUACCAAGAUUGCCAGGGCAAGUACACUGAGGAAAAGGGCCACCUGGAGAACGAAGUGCAGGUGCUAACGGAGAAGCUGUCCUCGUUGGAACAGAGCAACCGCACUGACCGCAGCCAGGUGGAACGCCUGGAGAAGGAGCUGAAGAAGGUGAGCGACGUAGCCGGAGAGUCCCAAGGGAGCCUCAGUGUUGCCCAGGAUGAACUGGUCACCUUCAGCGAAGAGUUGGCCAACCUCUACAAUCACGUCUGCAUGUGCAACAACGAGACACCCAACCGCGUCAUGCUCGACUUUUACAAGGAGGGCAAGGGUGGCCGUAACAGCCCCGAAGGCAAGGGCCGUCGCUCCCCCAUCCUGCUCACCAAAGGGCUCUUCCCAGAGUCUGGAAAGGGUGAGAAUGGCGACGGUAUUCCAUCUCCUGUCUCUACGCUCCCGUCCCCAGUGUCAGAUGCCCGCAGGGAACCCAUGAACAUCUACAACCUGGUUGCUAUCAUCCGGGACCAAAUCAAACACCUGCAGAUGGCCGUGGACCGCACCACUGAGCUGUCUCGGCAGAGGGUGGCCUCACUGGAGCUGGGCCCCGUGGUGGACAAGGACAAGGAGGCUUGUAUGGAGGAGAUCCUGAAGCUCAAGUCUCUGCUGAGCACCAAACGGGAGCAGAUUGCCACUCUGAGGACUGUGCUGAAGGCCAACAAGCAGACAGCCGAGGUGGCUCUGGCUAACCUGAAGAGCAAGUACGAGAAUGAGAAGGCCAUGGUGACGGAAACCAUGAUGAAGCUGCGCAACGAGCUAAAGGCCCUGAAGGAGGAUGCCGCCACCUUCUCCUCCCUCAGAGCUAUGUUCGCCACACGAUGCGACGAGUAUGUGACGCAGCUGGACGAGAUGCAGCGGCAGCUGGCAGCCGCCGAGGAUGAGAAGAAGACCCUCAACUCGCUGCUGCGUAUGGCCAUCCAGCAGAAGCUGGCCCUGACGCAGCGGCUCGAGGACCUGGAGUUCGACCACGAGCAGUCGCGCCGCGGGAAGGGCACCAAGUCCGGCGCCUCCCCCGGCACCGCCGCCUCGCGCGGCAAGAGCACCCCCGCCAACCCGCAUGUAAGUCAUGGGCUCUCCUGCGCCGGGCGCCCCGAGGCCAACGGGAUCGGUAACCCAGUGGUCUUCUGCAGUGAGAAGUACAAGAUCUACUGCGACUAGAGGGGGUCGCGCAGGGCCCUGCCCACGGACUGCUCUGUAUAGAGGGAACCUUUGGACCCCGCUGUAGUAUUAAGAGCCCCACUUGCUUUAGCGCUGACUUAUGCUCCUUAUUCUGGGUGUGCUGCUAGCGUACCGUCUGUGGGAACGAGGUUAGCUCUUCAUUGUGUAUGGCAUGGCGAUGGCUCUGUACAGGUGAAUUACUCUGCGCGUCGGGUUUGGCUCUCAAGGUUUUUUCUCGUGCUGUUCGUAAAGGUGGCGGCUUCCCGCUUGCUCUAGCCUGCGUCUCUUUUAGCCGGCAGGGCCAAGGGUUCUGACCGGGCGUCGUCACGCUGCUUUCUCUCGUCGUGGGCCUGUCCACAUUCGCCUUGCUUCGCCUUGCCACCUCUUCCCCGCCUCCCCAGUCCAGACUGCUGGAGGCAACCUUUUUCAAGCCCCUCCUCCUCCUGCUCCUUCCGCUAAGGGCUGCUCCAGGCUUGCCGGACUAGCACUCGCAGAACCAGCGCCUCCGGAUUCGUUCUCUAACACGGAGGAACCAGCACAAUUGGCAGUUUCAGCGGUUUCCCCCAAAUUUUGACCAAAGCAUGGAGGGGUUUCAGUAGCCCUACUGCGUGUUUACCCAUGAUCCCUUGUGGCUGGAGGGGUGGCGCUUGAUGUGUAAUCUCAUUGCACAUGUUUACACUCAGUAUAAAAUAUGCAAGAAUCUGUUUGAUUAGGAAUUCACAGAUUCAUUCUCCUACAUCUGAACUCUGAAACAGCGAUGUUAUUGCUAGUUGGGAUUUGAAAUUGGAUUGAUCGGGUGCGAAAAAAUUAAAAAAAUGAUGAUUUCCCAAUGUUGUCCCCUAGGAGGAGCACUUGGCCCGGGUUACCUGUGCACCGAAGGGUACACCUCGCUGUUUGCCCGGAGGUACAGAUGUGCUAUUUUUCCCGUGGGCUCAGUUAAUCGGUCAAUUACCCACCAGUGUCCUCUAAGGCUGUUAACCCUUUAGUCGCAGGUGUAGGUAAAGCGGGCACACACGUUCCACAGGGCUCUGAGUUUCCCUAACGGCGAUUCGCGUUGUUUCAGAGGGAAUAAAAGUCAUUCUCAACGUUUUACCCUUGAUCCAGAAAUGUUGAAAGAAGUUCUCUCAGAGCCAUACUGCGAAAGGAGAGUGAGACAAAUCUGAAAUUAAGUGCACUUCUUAUUCGGUGCCUCUGCCUUCGAAACUAUAAACAAGCAAAAGAAAGUGGUUUUGGGAUUUAUAAAACGAUACUGUGAACAGAUGCGACACAUGAAUAAAUUUUUUCCCCCCAGUCCUGAAUAUUUUUUAUCCAAAAGAGCACAACAGAUUGGGCACUCUCGUUUUGGAUCUGAUUUUAGUACAAUGGAGGAAUGGUGCGCAAACGGAAGUGCCUGCCAGCACAGCCCUUCGGUGUACGCGCGCGUCGGGUCCAAAUGGACCCGUAAAGCCGAACUCUCCUCUCCUCUCCUGUCUAGUGGUAGCCGUGGCUGCGCUCAGGUCCGCGUUGGCGACUCUCUCCUUGCUUCGUCUGACUCCUCUCUUGUAGAUCGUCAGCAGCUUUGCUCCCUUUGCCUCGCCACUAUACCGAUAAGUAGGAGAGAGGAGAUCCUCCAUAUUGUCGUCAGGUAAUGUCCUCCCUCCUCCCUGUGAGGGAAGUCCAGUCGGGCUGUGAAGCGUACAAGCGAACCUCGCUCGACUGAUUUUUAAACGUAAACAGCAGCACUACUUCCAUAUACUCAGCAAGCGCAAUGUCUGGUUUAGGAUGUGCGUUCCGUUCCGCUCCAUCUUGUGCAUCGCUGCUCCGUAGAGGAGAGCGGGGGGGUUUCCCGCGCGAUCCAGCGCAGCUCCGACACGGAGGCUGCGGAAAAAGACGUGGGCCGUUGAGGUUUUUUCUGACACUUUUCCUCGUUAGCUUUAUACUAAUACAAGCAGGGUUGAUGUAGAGGAAAAAAAAAAAGUAAUUUUGCUAUUUUUACUAAUGAUCUAGUCGCAAAUGCGAUCCUGUUCAGGUUCUCGUUUUCAAGGAUGCUUGAAAAUGAACCCUUGGAAGUAGGAUUUUUUUAAUAUUGUAUUGGCGGAAUCGGGACGAAGACGACAACGAAAAUGUUUCCAUCAACCCUGCUUGGCUCUGCUGUUGUUCCAGGUCUUAGGUGUUUGUUAGAUUAGGAGCCAUGAGGCAUGGAAAACAGCAGUUUCUUGCACUCACAAAAAUGGAUAUGAGGCUUUUAGAAGCAACAAUACAUUGAAUCACUUGGCUUGAAGAAAAGCACAUGUUGCAAAAAGACAAAAGAAAAGAAAACUCCGGGGUCUCUCAAGGUAAUAGGCAGAAGGAAGGCCAGUGUCCUGGGAAAUGAGUCGUGCCUGUCACUUUGAGAGCAAAUGUCGGUGUUUCGAAAGCGGUGAAAUUUUCUGUAUUUGUCACUAUUGUCGUCCCAGGACGUCGAUUCUAAUUAGCCAUAGAAACAGCCUUGCAUCUCUUUCUUGGGUGCCCUCGCUCGCCUUGGCGACAUCUUCUCCUGCGUCCCCAGAGCAUGAGGCGAACCCUUCAUCUUUAACGUGACAUUUUCACAGACAGGCUCUGUGGUUGUAUAAUUUUCUUUUAGGUUUUUUUUCUUUUUUUUUUUCUUUUUUUUUUUUUGAGGAAAGACUGUCACUAUGGUUUGAGCUCAGUGUGUUCAUCAGGGGCACAGCAUGUCAACUGACCAUUUCCUACCUCUGCUUCAAGGCUUGUUUUUGUAUACAGUGGUGUGUUAUUUGCAAUGGCAAGCCUGCAUUUAACCUGCUACCCCCCCUCCCACCCCUUCCCCACUCUUUCUCCUAAACUGGUGCAUGGCUGCGCUGGUAAACUGGUACUUGUGAGGCACUGGCUUCCUGCACACGCUGGCCCUCUGGUAUGUGUGUGUGUGCGUGUGCGUGUGCGUGUGCGUGUGCGUGUGCGUGUGCGUGUGCGUGUGCGUGUGUGUGUGUGUGUGUGUGUGAGCCUCUGGGGUUGCUCUUUCACCCCAAGCUACACAACACUUGACACCAUGGCAACAAAACAAACUUCAGUGGCACUGGCUACUGCAGCCUGUGGGUACUAACAGUUUUGGCCCUUCUUAUUCAAACUAACAUGGCUUUCCAACAGUGCGUGCAAUCUUUUUUCUUCUUUUUAAAAACGAAGGAAUUGCUUCUCUCGCUCGUAUACAGUUUGCAUAUUUACACAAAAUAUUUUCUAAUAUUGAUUAUUUCUCCAUUUUUGCAGUAAUGUAGUUCAGCCUGGAUGUGGAGUUUCCGGCAAAGGGUGAGGUCGCAGGGCCGACUCCCAGGCCUAAACGUCGCCAGAGCAUAGCGAGGCCAAUAGCCUGCCCGUUAGGACUCGAGAAAUCCACUUGGAGGCUUUCAAUUUGGCAAACGAAAGGCAAAGCGGACAUACUGCAGUUAGCGCACACGCCAGCACACGCUUCAUGGCAUGACCCUUACCUUGUGUUCGCACAAAUUGAUGAGCUUUGAAGAGCUGGUGCAGGGAGUCUCUGCUCACAAGUACCAAGGAGAAUCGUGUUACUCCCCCAUAACCACAAAGGUUUUGAUUUACUUUAACAUUUUCUUAAUUUGCUGCAGAUCCCUCACCUUGUGAAAUGAGGGCUCACUGAUCGACAUAACUUUGCAAUUACUCAGUGUUUAUCUUCUACCUGUGCACUUUUAUAUAGGGGUAUUUCACCUUUAUUUGUCUUUAUUUUUAGCCUAGCAGCACACUGUAGUGCUUUGGUUUGUGAUCUUUAACCUUAGUGAAUUUCUGUCCAAAAGUCACCAAGAUUGAAACCCUUCAGUCAUUAUAGCGCAAACCAGAGCUCUACAUGCUGUGCAUCAGUGAAUUAAUCCUUAACUCAGUUCAUAAACAUUUUUGUUUUGUCAUCAUCAUCAUCAUUAUUAUUGUUGUUAUUAUUAUUGUUGUUAUUUACAGAUAUUAUACUGCCAUGUUCUAAACAAAAUCCAGGGUAAGCAAAUUCUGGGGUUUUCCAUGUAUUAUUAUUCUUAGGAAUAGCUCAAAGUAACAAGGAGAAACUUGACGUUGUUCUGGUUUAAACGGUGGGCGACUGAAAACCAUGAAUGAAACGAUUAGUAUUUCCAACUCCGUUCCACAGCUUGUGGAACACAAAGAUUCAGGCGGGAUCACUGACGGACAGAAUUUUCUGCAAGUGCACUAAUUAAAUUCCAAAUUGGAAUUGUUUCAUUCUCUCUUUGGUUAUUGUGCCAAAUCGUGGUACACUUUUUUUUUUUUUUUUUUUUUUUUGUUUUUUGUUUUUAGGUUUUUUGAGAACAAGAUGAAAAGCGGGAAGUGGGCUAGUUGAGGACGAUGCGCUUUGGGUUCUCUUCUACAGCGCCUUGUUUUAUGUUGCUCUCCAUUCUGACCAGUAGUGCCUUUUAUUUCAAGGGAGAAUCCUACACUAGUGUGGUAUUUUAGGGUUAAAACGAAAUGGCUUGUAACAAACGUUAGCUGGGAUGGAUUUUAGGAGCAAUAAGUGCAAAAAAUUGUUUUUUGCAUGAGCUUGACUAGUUACAUAAAUUAAUAAGAAAUUGUAUUGAAUUCUGUAGGUCAGUGAUCCCAUUAGAAUGCAAAUUCAGGGCUGUAGUGGAUCUUUUUUAUUGAAACUUUGGGAACCAAAAAUAAUCACUUUGGCCUCCUAAUGAAUAAAAUAGUUCAAAUAUAACACAUUUGUUGUGGGUGCAGGAUUAUGUACUAUUUGAAAUAUUAACGUAUCUCUAGCAUUGUAUGGUGAAGGUAACGUGAUAUCAAUAGUAUUGUUGGCAAAUGUGUAAGCUUUUUUGUUUUUUUUUUUUAAAUUAUAAUUUUAAUUUUUUUUUUUUUUACAUUUAAGCAUUAUUUCAGUAAACAGAAAGCAAAAUUCGCAUCAACAAGCUUGUUAUGCCAUUGCAGUGAUACGGUUUGUUGAGGCAUUAAAAUGUCAAGCUAUUGAUAAGGUUGGAAAGUUUAAAAUUAAGUGCAAUUCAAAUGCUGUUUUACUUGGGGAAAAAGUUUUCUGUUUGCUGGAAGUGAUAGCAUUGUGAUAACUAGUCGUGCAAGACUUUAUAUUAUCAUAUUCUGUUACAGUAUUGAUCCUUUUGAGAAUUUGAUACCUUUAUAUGAAACAAUGACUUCAUCUGUAUGUUGGUAUUUAUUUGAAAUGAUGUCAUGCAGUACUGUAUUACUUUAAUGUGCAUUACAAUUAGUGGCAAAUUGAUGUCAACUUAAUGUCAUAUGCAUGUUCUUCAGUCAUGGAACCUUUACACAGAACCGAAAACAAAAUGCGUGUAAUUCUAAAAUAUGUUAAAAGAAAGAGGAAAAAAAGUUUAGACGUAAAUGUAUUACUUACAAACUAAUCCUUAAGAAAUAUUGUUUUGUUUUCUCUAGAAAGGCUGUAUCUGUGUAAAGGUAGUCAUACUGACUAAAUCAAUAAAUGUGGAUUAAAA
Messenger RNA from Scleropages formosus (Asian bonytongue), 8303 nucleotides. RefSeq names its product protein bicaudal D homolog 2-like. The record is from RefSeq and is a predicted model, not a curated record. Bases 307 to 2856 code for a protein of 849 amino acids. Gene Ontology annotation, cellular component: Golgi apparatus; cytosol. Gene Ontology annotation, biological process: microtubule anchoring at microtubule organizing center; regulation of microtubule cytoskeleton organization; protein localization to organelle. The transcript has 7 exons. NCBI's taxonomy places the organism in Eukaryota, Metazoa, Chordata, Actinopteri, Osteoglossiformes, Osteoglossidae. Gene Ontology annotation, molecular function: dynein complex binding; dynactin binding; cytoskeletal adaptor activity.